Molecule: messenger RNA, 4197 nt
Organism: Microcebus murinus (gray mouse lemur)
Lineage: Eukaryota; Metazoa; Chordata; Mammalia; Primates; Cheirogaleidae
Gene: CATSPERB
Product: catsper channel auxiliary subunit beta
Cellular component (GO): CatSper complex; cilium
Source: RefSeq, a predicted model, not a curated record
CUUUAGAUUUUCUAAGCGUGCAUUUGUUCUUGGUAGCAGCUGAUUGGCUGUUACCAGAGGUAAGUGGACUGCCAAACCAGUCAACUGUGAAAACUCAGCUCCUGGUUUUGGGUCUUCUUUCUCAGUCUACGUGAAAGAAAACUUGGGGAAAAUGUGAAAAAUAAAAGCACAACUAGUCAGGCAUCCCAUUAAGAGAUGGAAUCCUCACUUAUAUAUGUUAUAAUUUUACUUUUGAAGAUAUUUGAAUUUUCAUCAGGAAUAAUAUAUAAUAAAGAUGUUACGGAUAAACGCUUUGCUUGUUCUAGCAAAGGGUUCCCCAAAGUGAAUGAAAUAAUCAAGUUGUAUCUUACCUCAGAAAACUUGAAAGUCCAGUGUUUUUUCCAAACUGAAAAUGAGAUUUCUUCAAAAGGAAUGCUGAGUGUGUUCACAUCAGGAGGACUUGCUCCCAGCUUGGGAAUCAUGAAUAGUACCUAUAAUGGCAUCUUCCACUUUAAUUUGUCAUUGUUUAGUGACCGGGUUUACUGGUUGAUUGAUAUUCCUAGAGAAAACAUCACACAAAACACAGAUAUUGCAGCUGUAGAAGAAUGGUCAGUAAGGAUCACUUUACAUCAUGGAUUAAAUAUUUAUGCUACUGAAGGAACCCUAUUGGAUAGUAUUCGAGAACCUAUUCUUCAGUGGACUCCUGGGAUUCUGAUUUCAGAAAGUGAUGUCCUUAAUUUAUAUCCACAUGUGGUAGAUAUCAAAGUGACAAAAUGCCCCUGUGCCAAUGAUGUAGCACUACUAGCCUUCAUUUUGGGUACCACAUUUGAUGGUGUUUACAUAGGUGUAACCUCUUCUGGAUUUUGGAAUUAUCAUGAAACUACAUGGUAUAACUUGACAAAUAAUAUCUUUUCCCAGCUUCAAGAAGAAUAUGCAUACCUUUCAGCGGUGGAUAUAGUUUUAACAAAUCAUUUUUUAGUUAUCCUCACAACUUUGGGUCUUUUUAUAAGUGAAGAUCUUCGUUAUCCAUCACCCCAAAUCUUAUUGCUUUCAAGGGCAGACUUUUGUGGUUUUGAAAGGGUUGACUAUGUCAAAGGAAAAUUAUGGUAUAAUGAAAGAUGUUUUGCUAACAGAGAACACUUUGAAGUUGAUUAUGUUACUGUCACCUAUGACAGAAACAGGACCCUAAGUGAGUCAAGCUCUUGUUUUUAUAGUAAAGAACCAUUUGUUGAAUGGUUACCUUGCAUACCUUACAUUACAAAAGGAAAGAAAAAUGUUCUUCCAAGUGUGAUGACAUUUAUUAUUGACCAAGAGCACCAUACUGGAGUUUACCUCCUCUAUAAUCAGAUCCAGAGAACUGUCGCUGUCUCUGUGAACACCCUAAAAGAUCACAAACCAGAUUUCCUACAAAAAUUUCCACAGUUCGAUUUUCCUUCAUCAUUCUCUAAUCCUGUUGGAAUAGUAUUUCAUCCCCGAAGCCACUUUCUGUAUGCUUAUGGCAAUCAGAUAUGGCUUUCAAUUGAUGGUGGCAACACCUUUGAAUUAUUAGCUGACUUUCAUGAUGAUAUCAUAAAGAGGACUUUUCAUAGUUUUUAUACUUCGGAUAUUACUUUUGUUUCCCAAAGUGGAAAGGUUUACUUGACAAAGGCAGGAUUAGGAAGAUAUGGUGAAAUUGGAACUGUUACUGAUAGAGUUUUCACAUUAUACUAUGAUCACAUGGGAUUCAUACAUAAACUGACUCCGAAUAACUUUGAAGCUGGUAGACCACCUGCAGCCUUUGGAAAUUCUAGAAGUAUUUUUGGUCAGGCUCCUGAUAUGGGCUUCGAGACUGCACUUGCUCCACAGUUUAUUUCCUUAAGAGAAAUGAUCUUUUUUGCAUAUGUACCUGAAAAUGAAUCUCAGGCAACAUUAUACACCAAGAAAUUCAACAAUAUGCACUAUGGAAAAGUGAUAAACUCCGGAAAAACUGGGAAAGCUUACAUACGAAAGAUAAUGCAACAUGACACUAUUAAAGGAUUUUUGUCCUCAGCUAUUGCAGAAAUGACGGAGCCUUUUGCAAUAGAAGAAGAAAAUGAGAGCUCUUGUUUGUCUAGUUCCCUUUCCAUUAGUGAGACUGCAAAUUCCUUGUAUAAACUUACUCUUGACUUACAAAUUGCUAAUGCCUUAUUUGAAGAUACAGAUAUAGAGAAAACUGUAGUGAUUCCUGGUCACAGCAGCUUUCUGAUCACAAGCAUUUUAGAUAAUAAGAAUGCAUUAGCUAUUGCUACAAUGCCUAACAGAGCAUCCAGCAAUGUGACCUUUCUAAAGGACUCCUGGUUUUUAUACAACCUUGGGCGAAGGAAUGGACAAACAUGGACUAUAUAUUCAAAACCGUGUAAUUAUUGGUUUGAACAUGAAGAGGCAGUAUCCAUCAAUGUCUUGAAAUACAUUGAUCUGGGAAACUCUGAGGUUUUAAAAGUUAAAAUCAUACCUAAGGCAAAAGGUCUUCGCACACUUGAAAUACCACUAGUGAAAGUGGUAGUUGGAAACCCAACUGUGUUGGAAUUUAAGGCUCAAGGUUAUUUUGAUGAUACUGAUAGUUAUGUAAUGAAAAUUUCUGUAGCUAGCAAAGCUUUACGUCAAGGUUCAACUUCACUGGCAUUUAUUGUCUGGGGAGCAUCUGCUGACUGCUUUGUUACAACAAUCGUGACAACAUUGAAAAGCAGCUGUAGUUAUCUCAGAACUAUGCGUCACAUUCCUAUCACACUUAUCCCACUUGAAAACUGGCUUAAUGGAGAGCAUAUGGACAAUAAGGGUUUUAACCUAAUCAAAACUUUGCCGAUAAACUACAGGCCUCCAUCUAAUAUGGGAAUUGCUAUUCCACUCACAGAUAAUUUUUAUCAUGCAGAUCCUAGCAAACCCAUACCAAGAAAUCUAUUUUACAAGUCAAAGAAAGCUGGUAAAUUCAAACAGUGUACUAAUGCUUCUACUCGGCAGGAGUGUAAUUGCACAAAUGAUCAGAAGAUUUCACAUGCUGUUGCGUUUUCAGAUUGCAGAGAAAGAGUUCCUCGUUUUAAGUUUCCAGUUAUACAAUAUCCGAUUUCUUUGGAAAUUUAUAAUAAGAAUGGAAGUAUCCCAGUGAAAUCUCCAUAUCUGGUUACUGUGACUGAAGUGAAUAUGAGGAAGAACUGGGAUCUAAAAUAUACUGUACCAGAAAAUAUGAAAAGAAUGAGAGAGUAUUUAGAACCAAUUCUUCAGACUUCAGUGUAUAAUCCUUUAGGUCUCAAUUUAAGUAUAAAGGGCUCUGAGCUUUUUCACUUUCGAGUGUCUGUUGUUCCAGGGGUCACUUUUUGCAACUUAGUUGAAGAAUUUCAGAUUUAUGUUGAUGAAGUGCCAUUGCCAUUUCCAGGACACACUCUUAUUGCUAUCGCAACGGCAGUAGUGCUAGGUGGAUUAAUUUUUACAGCAUUUAUGUUUCAAAUGCGUGACAUCCACCCGUGGAAGGCAUUCCGAAAAUGGCUUAGAGGAAACAAAGUGGAAUCAUCAAAUAUUUCUAUCAGUGAAGUGAUUCGUAAAUGAAAAUCUGAAUACCCAGACUUUGCCAUCGUGUUCCUGGGCCUCUGGUGGAGCCCUGAUGGGCCUUCGUGUCACCUGCAAGCCAGGGCGAGCUUGCUCCGGGUCCUGGGCGCCUCCCACUCCUCCACUGAGUGCCAGAGCGCUGGCCGGGCUGCCCCUCUCCUGGGCCCAGACAUUAGGGUUUUUGCAGAGGGGAAAGAGAGGAGCUCGAACAAGUUCAUCUGUCAUCUCAGGCCAAGGCGACCUGAGGUGGCAGGGAGUGGGAAUGGAGUGGGCAAGAACCCCCCACCCACGGACCCCAAAUCUGCUGGCCUGUGUUGCCCAUGCUGGGCAGUGACCUCCGUGCAGGCCAGCUGUGGGCUCAGCUGUGGGAAUCGUUCAGGAGGGCUAGAAAAUAACAGUUCUGAUAAAGGACAAAGGAAUGCAGCACUUGGGGCGCAGCUGGUUGUAAGUCGCAGAUCUGGAUGCCCAAAUCUGGGACCUUUCCCAGAAGCCCUUCAAUUUCAUCCCAAAGGAGAGCCGCCAGAUGUCCGAAAAAGUCUGGGUAGGUCCCAAGUGCCCAGUCCAACCCCAAAGGCAGCCCAGAGGCCCCUCUCGGAGGAGGACGCGCCGCGGGCAGACCCGAGGCCCAAGCUGCCCAGCGCGACGGCGGGCGGACCCUAA